Kuraishia capsulata CBS 1993 is the source of this 2175-nucleotide messenger RNA. RefSeq lists its product as uncharacterized. Gene Ontology annotation, biological process: mannan biosynthetic process. The record is from RefSeq and is a predicted model, not a curated record. The coding region runs from base 1 to 2175 and encodes 724 amino acids. Gene Ontology annotation, molecular function: alpha-1,2-mannosyltransferase activity. Gene Ontology annotation, cellular component: Golgi apparatus. Lineage: Eukaryota; Fungi; Ascomycota; Pichiomycetes; Pichiales; Pichiaceae. The transcript has a single exon.
AUGACUCGCUUCAAACCGAGUCCCAUAUCUCGAUCGAAACUGUUGAACCACUUUCCGCGCUUGUCGAGAAACCUUUUACUGGCAAUUGGGGUUUUGUGUAUCGUGGCAUAUGUUUGGCAUGAUGGACAAGGUACGGUUCCUGCUAAUGUGGCUGCUGUGGUGUAUUCAAAGCAGUCUUCAGCUAGCGAGCCCACGGUUGGUGGCGAUAUCCAAGCCAAAGUUGGCCAGAUUAAUGAUCUUUUAAUUGACCAGGACUUGAGUGUGAUUGAGAAAGAAUUGGCCAAUGGUGACCUGGAAAAAGUGAAGGAAAAGGUGGGCAAACUGAAGGAAAACAGACAGGACGCAAAGUCAUUAAAUGCCAGGGGUGGGUCUAGAACCCAGGAAGACCUGAUGAUCAAAUUGGACGCGCUUUUAGAUGCAAAAUUGGCUGCUCUCAAGGAAAGCCUGUCUCCCACAGAAAUUAAAAUAAGAUCGGAUUCAGAUACUAUACUCAAAGCUCAAAUCAAGCCCAGGCUGCAGACGCUGGUAGCAGACCUGGCCGUCACAGAAUCCAUGCCAACAAUACAGAAGUUUUACAUCAACCUGGUGAAGGUUAUGCUGGAAAGUGAGCCUCUCACAAAGCUACACAAACGCAAAUAUGGAUUGUCCAAUGAUAAGGUAUUUACUGUGCCUAUGGACAGAGACUACACUGGGCCCAUGCUGACUGAGGCUUUCCUGGAUGACUGUCUCAAAUUUCCUAAAGACUUCAUAGAAGAGAUGAAGAAUUCACAUUCGAAAUUUGUGAACGAUAUGCCCAAGUCAUAUCCGGAUGAGAUGUACUCUGGCAGUGGUAUUGUGAUCAAUGGAGGUCGAGAGUUCUCGUGGUUGGCAUUACUUAGUAUAAAGAUGAUGCGCGAUAAUGGCGGAACCUUGCCUGUAGAGGUGGUGAUGCCUUAUCCUGAAGACUACGAACCUGAAUUGUGUGAGGAGAUAUUGCCUGGUUUGAAUGCGAAGUGUAUUCAACUGGCAGAUCUGUUUGGAGAGAAGCUGUUGAAAAAGCUCGACUUCAAAAAGUAUCAAUACAAGGCGUUGGUGUUGCUGGCUACAAGUUUCGAAAAUGUGCUACUAUUGGACAGUGAUAACAUCCCAUUGUCGCCACUUACCGAAGACAUGUUUGAAAAAGAGCCGUUCAAGUCUAAUGGGCUGGUCCUGUGGCCUGACUACUGGAGACGGUUCACUUCCCCAAAGUUCUACGAUAUUGCAGGUAUCAAAGUUGAUGAUUAUCCAGACAGGGCAGGCAUUGACCAAUACGAGAACCUGCGGGAGUAUCUUCCCCGUUCGUACAGUGCGAAGGAAGAACUGCCCUUGCACGAUCGUAAAGGUGCCAUUCCUGAUCCUUCAACCGAAUCAGGUCAGCUGAUGAUCUCCAAGAAGCAGCAUUUCAAGACUUUGAUGCUCUCAUUCUACUACAACUUCUAUGGUCCAGACCAGUUCUACCCUCUGCUUACUCAGUCAAGACCUGGUGAAGGUGAUAAGGAGACUUUUGCGUCCGCUGCUACUGUGUUCAAUCUUCCAUUCUACACCGUUCAUCAAAGGGUCAUGGCCAAUGGCUAUUGGGGAGACGACGGUUUUCAUGGUUCUGGAAUGAUGCAAUUUGAUCCCAUCACCGACUAUGCCAGUGUCCAGACCUAUCUCGCCAAGAUGAAGGCAGGCGAAUUGGGCACGUGGACGGAUUCCAGAUUGUACAACUUCAUCAACUCCAAGCCAAAAACGCCGUUGUUCAUGCAUGCCAACUUCCCCAAGCUAGAGCCUUUCUCGAUGAUCAAAAAUGGAGAUUUGAAGAACAAAAUGGGUGAAAGAGUGAAGAUGUUUACCGCCUACGACUUCAUGCCUCCUGCCUUCGAAAGGCAUAUCUGGGAAACCAUGGACUUGUACUUCUGUCAAGAGCAAUUGCCUUUCAAAUACAUCAAAACAAACUUCCCCGAGAGCGUCGAUAAACGCAAGGAGGAAUGUGCGGAAAUCCAAGAACAUCUGAAGUUCCUCACGGAGUUUGAGAGUGAUUGGCUUCUGGAGAAUGCCCAAAAGAAGUUGAAUGGGGAAUCCAUCAACCGCUUGUUGGCUGAUGCGAAAGAGGAGGAACCAGUACAGAAGGCUAAGGCCCAAGGAGCCCAAGCAGAUGCUGAACCGGAGGCCUAA